Poeciliopsis prolifica (blackstripe livebearer) is the source of this 1779-nucleotide messenger RNA. Its product is annotated as gastrula zinc finger protein XlCGF57.1-like. Gene Ontology annotation, molecular function: RNA polymerase II cis-regulatory region sequence-specific DNA binding; DNA-binding transcription factor activity, RNA polymerase II-specific. The transcript is spliced from 3 exons. The record is from RefSeq and is a predicted model, not a curated record. Bases 197 to 760 code for a protein of 187 amino acids. Gene Ontology annotation, biological process: regulation of DNA-templated transcription. Lineage: Eukaryota; Metazoa; Chordata; Actinopteri; Cyprinodontiformes; Poeciliidae.
ACCAAAAGAAUUAAGCUAAAUGUGAUGCUAGCUGCUUUAGCUUUCUUUCGCUCUGCUUGAAGCCAUCAUAGAGAGUCAGACCAUCUGUGAGCCGAACAUGUGAGUGUUUGCAGUAAAAAAUAUCUCCAGUCUGGAUUCAACACGAGGUUUUAAACGAGCUGCUGCUGAAGAAACAUACACAGAGUUUAAGGAAGAGAUGGAUGACCAGACGCUGGUUUUUACCCGGACACCUCAAAUCAUCUUAUUUCGAAUAGACCACCUACUGGAUCAGUUUUGGAAAGAGGAGGUUUUCUCUGACCAGCAUCUCUGUAAACCUGAGACAGGUCCCAGUUUGGACCAGGAGAAACCAGAACCUCUGCAGCUGAAAGAAGAGCAGCAAAAGCCAGAACAUCCAUGGACUAAAGAGGAACCAUUGGAGCUCUGCAUAAAUGAACAUAAAGAGCAUCUUGAACUGAAGCAGGAGACUGAAGAUUCAUUAAUGUUGACUCCUAAUUAUGAAGAAAAGAACCACAUUCAAUCAGAACUAAUCAGUAACCAAGUUGUCUCUCAGAACUUUAAAAAAGAAUCAUUUAUUCCUAAGGAAAACGUCACUCAAGACUUGAAAAGUCACACAGCUGAGAAACGUUUUCCAUGUCGGACAUGUGGAAAAGGUUUUUCUAAAAAAAGAGAUUUAACAGAUCACAUGAGGAUUCAUUCAGCUUCAAUUGAAGAUCAACGACGUGCAGUUAACUCCUGCAGAAGAAAGAUUCGCAGAGUUUAAAGAGAUAGAGGCCGAGAACGAGAUGGAUGAUCAGCGCAGACUGCUGGAUUUCACUGGGUCACCUCAGGUCAUCUUACACCGAAAAGGUACGAAACACCUGAGAUUAUAAUGUUUUACUGAAGACGAAGGAUGCAUAUGUAGUGGUUAUAAAACUAUUUCAAACAACAAAAAAGGAAAACAAGAUCUACUGAUCUGCGAUCGAUUAUUCUGGUCUCUCAAGUUCAGCACUACAGGCAGAUAACGGUACAGAUACGGCAAAAGGUAGCCUAAGUUUAAAGAAGUUAAAAGAAAUUUAUUUUUCAUUACUGUUACUUUUCUGUGUUACUUUUCUUUGUUGCUUUUCCGCCUAUGUUUGUUUGUGGUUCUUGAAAAGUCUAACAUUUUGAAUCGAAUGUUUUGAGUUUGUUGGUCGUUCGAGUCUCGAUUGUUUUGUCUGUUGGAAUGUAGAGGAACGUAACGGUUAUGCUCCAUUAUAACACCGGACAUGCAAAGAGUAACAUUGUGUCCGUGUUUUCAUUACUUUACCUAUUCUUAUGAGUUCGAAUAGGUAAAGUUCGAACUCAUAAGAAAUUGCUCUAACACGAUGUUUGUUUAAUGAACAGAGAAUGUUGUGGUGAUUGUUAUAGCGAUGUUUGUUUAAUUAACAGAGAGCGCUGCGGUGAUUUUGAUAACUAGUUUAAGAGCUGCUAUGCUAUACUUAGCUUCCUGGUUAACUGCGUAGGCUACUGUGUGUGUUCGAUUUGUUUCACUGUGCCGGCAUAACUAGAAUGUGUGUAAUGUUCAAUGUUACAGAGUAAUGUCUGAAACUGUUUUGAAAUUAUAACACCGGACAUGCAAAGAGUAACAUUGUGUCCGUGUUUUCAUUACUCCCCUUUAUAGAGACGUAACACAUACUGUACGCUUAAGUAUUUAAAUUUGGAACAGUUAAUAGGAUGCAGUAUUCUCAUUUCCUGUCCGCUUUCAAAAUAAAAGCAUUUUGAGACGUUUCCCGAUUUGCGUGAUAAUUUUUUUUCUAAAAA